AGGGAGGGAGGCUGCAGUCGCGCCGUGGAACUCCAUUACCCACAUUCCCUUGCGCGCGUCAACAGCAACAGCUAGGAUGCUGCGAUAUCUCCGGCAGCCAAAGAUCGCAGUGGCUGCAGAGAUUCGGCUGCUGAACUGAAAAAACACCUCUCUGGUUGAUGUCAAAUCCGCCGCACGUACACACGGAGGCUUCGGGCUCCUAUCGAAUCUGCGGCCGGGUUAGAGGAGAGACGCUUGCACCUCGCUAAUGCGUUAGCUAACUGGGAAGGGAGAAGGAGGGGGAGACAAAUCACAGUUUAAUCGCUAGUGGGGGGGAAUUAAAUAGCCACACGGUCAGAGAUGUGGCGACUGGCGUCGGUUCCGGUUGAAUGAGGAUGGAAAGAUAUUUUCCGGGCGACGCUAUCGUUGAAGUUUCACGUCGGAAACACAUCGCACCCGUGAGCCGCUAUCUUCAGAGGGUAACCUGGAUAACCUUACACGCGAAAUGUCAUAGCGCGUAAGCGGCUAGCACGGAGCUAGCUCGGCUCGGACGGGGAUGGAGACGGACCCGAUGUUCCCAGCGGUAUCCUCCGACCACGGGCGGCUGCUGCAGGGAUAGCUGAGGAGCAGGACUUUUCUCCCGGAGAUGCUCUAGCCUCCCCGGGUGGUGUUAUUCACUCCUUACGUAACAGCAGCUUCAGCCGCUCCGGCUACAUCACCAGCGACUGGCUCGUGUUGGCGAAGCGAAUGGGAAAUAUCGCCUGCUGAAAACCUCCACAUCAGCACAAGAGGAGAAAGGAGAGAGGGGGUGGUGGGGGGUGCAGUGCGUGUUUUUAAGGCUGAAAAUAGACUCGUUGUUGGGUUCACGGUCUGCGUGAGUGCAACCACUCCGUGCGUGGAGACACCAGCAGCUCACCCUCCGCCCUGUGUGUCUCCUCGGACACCAUGAGGAAGUUCUUCGAUUCCCGUCGGGAGUUGGUCAGCUCCGGGCCCGGCUCCGGAGGUGGCGGCUCCGGGUCCAGUCACGCAGGCGGAAAUUUCAUUGGACGAGCCUUCACCGUCGGGCGACACCAAGUCACCGUGGAGGAGACCGUGGCUGAAGGUGGUUUUGCGAUUGUGUUCCUCGUGCGAACAAAUCAAGGGCUGCGUUGUGCCCUGAAGCGGAUGUACGUCAACAAUGAGCAUGAUCUGCAGGUGUGCAAACUCGAGAUCCAAAUAAUGAAAGACCUUGUCGGUAACAAGAAUAUUGUUGGCUAUCUGGACUCCAAUAUCACUGCUAUGGGAUCAAGGGAUGUAUGGGAGGUUCUCAUACUUAUGGACUAUUGCAAAGGAGGGCAGGUGGUCAAUUUGAUGAACCAGAGGCUGCAGACCGGCUUCACCGAGGUCGAGGUGCUGCAGAUCUUCUGUGACACGUGCGACGCUGUUUCUCGUCUGCACCAGCGCAAGUCACCCAUCAUCCACAGAGACCUUAAGGUGGAGAACAUCCUCCUGCACGACAAGGGUCAUUAUGUGCUGUGUGACUUCGGCAGCGCCACUAACAAGUUCCAGAGUCCGCAGACCGAAGGAGUUGCCACGGUGGAGGAAGAGAUCAAAAAAUACACCACUCUAUCAUAUCGUGCCCCUGAAAUGGUUAACCUGUACAACAACAAGAUUAUCACCACAAAAGCAGAUAUCUGGGCACUGGGUUGUUUGCUGUACAAGCUGUGCUUCUUCACUCUGCCCUUUGGUGAAAGCCAGGUGGCCAUCUGUGAUGGCAGCUUCACCAUUCCAGAUAACUCUCGCUACUCUUACGAUCUUCACUGCCUCAUUAGAUACAUGCUGGAGCCGGACCCAGACAAAAGACCAGAUAUCUACCAGGUGUCCUUCUUUGCUUUUAAACUAGCUCAGCGGACCAGCCCUGUUCAGAAUGUGAAGAAUUCUCAAAUUCCCUCUAAACUUCCUGAGCCAAUCAAAGCGAGUGAGGCUGCGGCAUUAAAGAAGAACCAGGCUAAGCCCAGACUGACAGAUCCUGUUCCCACCACUGAAACCUCCAUCACCCCUCGCCAGAGGCCCAAAGCAGCCCACACCCAGGCUGCUGCAGGCAUUCUACCCAUCCAGCCUGCUGCCCUCACCCCGCGCAAACGGCCUAAUAUCCCUGUUGGUGCCGCUCAGCCCAUUGGAGUCAGCUUAAACCUCGCUCAGCCCACUGCAGCUCUGCAGUCACAGAAAGCGCAGACUUCUGCUCUGCCUCUCAUCCAGUCGCAAAACCAUUCCGGUCCGGCUGUGGCGCUGCAGAAACAGGUCGUGCUGCCAGCCGCAGUUACAGGAGCAGAGCCCCCCCCAGUAGCAGUAGUAUCACCAGUGAUCAAGAGUGACAUCCAACCUCAAGCUCAGCCAACAGUCCAGCAGCAGACCACGACUCCCUCUGUGGUCAGCUCCUCCUCCCAGCAGGCAGCAGUGACUCCAUCCAGCCCGGCCCCGCCUCAGCGUCCAGCCCGUCGCAAGCAGGGUAGCCAGCCUCAGCAGCCAGCGGCUCAGCCUUCGCCCAGCAAACCGGCCUCUGCUCAGCCACCUGUAUCUCAGCCCUCAGCUGCCUCCACUGAGAUCGGCCAAAAAUCUGCUGAGACGACUCCACCUGCUUCUCCAAAGACAACUGAAGAGCGAGGGCACCAACGUGUCCCGAGUGACGCCACAGAGAGUAGCAUCGCUGCAGUUCCAGUCACUGACUCUAAGCAGCUGCAGGGAGUUAAUGGAGAUGCUGCUCUUAACCUAUCACUUACAUCUCAGCCAAGCAACACCCAGCAAGUUCAACAAGGUGCUGGAGACGCAGUCCAGGACCAGAACAAAGCUGGAGCCGCUGCUCCUGCCUCCGGCGGUGCAACCAUCACUCCGACCCAGACGUGGAACCCCUUCGACGAUGACAGCUUCUCCAACAACUUCUCCAACCUCACUGCUGAGGAAUUCAAAUCGGAAGACAAGAAGCCCAAAGACCUACCUUCGCAAACUGAGACAUCAUAUUCUGAAGAGUUGAUACCAGGCCUGCAGGCCUUGACUGUGGAAAACGAAUCCCAGGAAACAAUUGAAAGAGCGUCGGCCAUCGUAGACUCGGGAGCUUCGCUGUUGGCUGUAGCAGAUCCUUUCUGUGCCCUGGAGCUGUUGGAUGCACCAGAGAAGCUGAUUGAAGGACUCAAAUCCCCCGACACAUCUUCCCUCCUGCUGCCUGACCUCUUGUCUUUGUCGGAUCCCUUUGGUGGCUCCAUGGAAGAGUCUGCAAAAGACUCCCUCACUGCAGACGACUCUCUCCUGGGCUGCUCCCUGAUCUCUGCUCCGUCCGCCCCCCAAGCAGCGAGCAGCGCCACCUCCUCUGUAUCCUCAGCCCCCAGCUCCGCUGCCUCCGCUCUGGAUGAUUUCAGUCUGUUGUCUGGAGACUCCACGCAGCCUAAAGCAGAAUCGUCUCUCCUGAUCUCGGACUUUGAGCCUCAACAAGCCAGCGGAGAGGUCGGCACUGAGGAUGAGUUUGAUCCUAUUCCCGUCACAGGGCGGAAGAACUCCCAAGACCUGCAGAGGGAGCUCCACAGCAAAGCACCGACAGGCUCCGGAGCGUCUGUCCUGCUCCAGCUGUCUGAGGAGCAGCAGACGAUGGCUGCUGCGUGCGUCCAUAACAAACACACGUUGCAAUCAGAUGAGACGAGCACACACCACCAUGUGACACCAGCUCCUUUCACCAGUUUACCCCCCCACCCCGUCAGUGGCCCGGUCACCUCUGACGUCUUCCAGCUGGCUCCCUUCAGAACACCUGGAAGAGAAAGCGGGGCGUCCUCCGGCAGCUCCUCCUCGUCUGCGUCCCGUAAACCCACCGAGGCGUCCGAUGUGUUCCUCCAGGCGCCGUUCGGGAAGAGGCCGGAAACCGCAAAAGCUAAUGCUCAGUUAUUUAAAUGUGGAACGCAGCACAUUCAGAGUCACCUGGUCCCCUCUGCAGCGUCUGUCCCCGGUCCCCAGCCCCUCGGCUCCCGGGGCCCUCCGCAGCCUCUCGUGCUCCAGCAGCCGGUGGCGGUGCACCGGGUCGUGUCCAGGAUCGGGCAGCGGGCCGCGGUGGGCUCCGUGGCCGUGGGGCCGCUGCACUCCUGGACCAUCGGGGGACGAGCUCUGGAAGACCCGUUCGUUUCUGCACCUUUCCAUCCGAGGUGCUCCCAGGGGAAACCUUGAGGAUGUGUAACCGUCCAUUAACAAAAUGCCAAGUCAAGAGCUUUUAUUCUGCAACUAAUGAAGGAGCCAAAGUAGAAGUCCGUCGCAGUGUGACGCUUGUUUUUUCUAAUGUGGUCUUAUGAUUAUUGCUUCGGUAGCAAACAGCCUCAAUGAUCCCUUUAACAGCGAAGUACUUCAAAGUUAAUGCUCUACCUCAGUCACGUGAUAGUGGGUCAGUUCAGCACUGUCUGAACUGAGAAGUUAUUCACAGGACCGACAGUGGGUUGAUCUGGUUCUCAGUGCCCUCGUGCUGAAAACUCGCUAGGACACCAAAACCCUUUUUUUAUAUAAUUUCUUUGACCAGAUAUCUUUAACUUUUAUUCCAUUUUUUUUUUUUUAAUACUUGGUGUAUCUGAAGUGAUCCUACCUUAUUUAUAUCUAAAACAUGUAUCUUGAGGGGAAAUAUUCACAGCAUCUGAAACGAAAUAUCAAGUUACUGCAUUCAUUUGAGUUCUCAUCAAUUUAGCUGAAAAUGCAAUGAGUUCGAUUUCUGUUUUCUAACAUCCAUCCUGUCUUAUUGCCAUUUAGACCUUUACACUUAGUGAACCUUUCAUAUCAGUGUGGGAAUGUGGUUCCAGGCUUGUGUUUACAUUCAGCAUCGAUGCUUCAGCAGAUACCAAACAUUUUUCCACAAGAUAAAGAAAACAAAUGAAAUUAAAAUGGAAGAGAGGGGGGGGGGGGCAUUUUAGCAGUUGCAGCUUUCAUGUAAGGGAAUUUUUAUCAAUAUUUAAAGGAACCCCAAAUUGGAAAUGAGCUUAGUCAACCUGCUUUUAGAGGAUGUUGCUGCCAUUUCCCCACACACUCUGAGCAGUGUUUUUAGACUUUUGUGGUUGUUUUGAAAUGAGUUUGUUACUUUUGUUUUUGUCUUUGGUUUUAGUAUUUUUGAAUGAAACAUAUCAUGUAUGUGGUGAAGUAAAUCAGACAGUACAGUAAGAAGUCAGCAGCAUCUCUACCGAGCCAGGAUUCGGAUAAGUUUCUUCUUAAAGUGAUAAUAUUUGAAUACAUUUUUCUUUAUUAUGCUUCAGACCAUGUGGCAGAGACUUAAAAUAAUAAUAAUACCGUAAUGCCUUUUAUUAGCAGCAUUUUGUGCAUGCAUAGUAUUUUCAUUUGUAUUUUCUGACAUUUGAAACUUGACAUCAGUGAAAAUUAAUCUGUAUUAAAGUUUUAUAAAUAUAAUUGCAGUAAUUUGGUGGUAGUGUGUUUAAGGUAAAUACUAGUUUCUUGUCUUAAUUGCUGCUUCAUUACCAACUUGUUUCACAGCAGGGGUUCCUGGCCCUUUUGGUUCUACCUGAGAUGAGAUGGAACAACAAUAAGAUAACUGCAGGUUAAGAUGGUUGUUCUGUGUCUCAAAUGGGGCUAGUGGCGUGUUGGGGGACUUUAUAUUCUGAUUCUGCAAUAUAACGGCUGAUGCAUCACAAUUUUACAUUUCUGGUCUUAUAAAACAAGACAAGAGAGGUUAAAUGUAUCGUCUUUCCUUGAAGACUUUUGGUUUGCCUGUUUUUAUAGAGACCAGAUUAUGCAGAUUAAACCUCACGCAGAGGUAAAAUGGAAAAACAGAUAAAAACACCAGACACGAUAAACUUUGUCUGACUGAAUCCCUAAUAAACCAACACGUGUUACAGGUCAGAGCCAUUUCUUUGGGAGGAAAGUAAAUUGAACUUGUGUUUAAGAUGAGCCACUUGAUUUGUUGCUCAACAUCGAGAUUUACUUUCCUGAACCUGGAACAAAAAGAGCACAUGGAAGAAAAGUGGCGAGUACGUCACGGAAAAGAGAGAUAAACGAGGAAAUGGAUAAAUAUUGAGGUUUUUGUUACCACCACCUGGGAGAAUAUGUUUUAACCCCGUGCUUUCUGUUUGAUUGUAAGUAGGAUUAUGCAGAAACAACUGAGCGAAUGUCCAUAAAAUGUUGUGGAGAGGUGGGGCAUGACCAAAGGAAGAACCCAUUACAUUUUCCUGCUGGUAUUUACAUAACAUUGUGUGAUCGGACGAUUUUCUUACAUUUACGUUGAUUUCUCAGAGAACAAGUCAUUGAUCUUGAGCUUUAGGGGACUGAUCUUUCUCUGUGUGCAAAGUUUCAGGCUGUUACGUGCUUCAGGAUUAUUUUUCCCAUUUACCCUGGACUUUCAUGGAUUUUCCAGAUGACGUUAUAUAAUGAAAACCCGAAUGAAAAGCAGAGAGGCUGAUGGAUCUGAUCAGAGAAGAUCAGGAAGGAGAAUUUAUUUCAUAAAUCAAAAAGAACUGUGCAAAGUGCAUAAUCACUGCUACUUGAGCUAAGACACAUUUUGCAAUGUUCUCCUUUUUGUAGACGUAAAGAUGUAACAUUCUAUAUGUUCAUAUUGUCACCUGCAAACAAACAGGUGAAAAACCUAAACUCAAGUUUCCCAUGCUCAACAUUAAGUCUAUAUAAGUUGUCUUUGCGGUGCUGGUCUCUGUAAAAGUGUUAAACAGUGUAAAUAUCUCUUCCAGAUCUCCAUGGCGUCACAGUUGGAUUUUUAUUUUAUUGUAUGCCUGUAACCCGACUGCCUGCCUCUGCUUCUGGCUCUUUUCUCAGACACGCCCUCAUGAGCUCACCGGCCACAGGGCUGCGAGUCCGACUGUGUGCGUCUGCGAAAGCAUUUCCUAUUGAAGAAAGAACUGAGACCAAGUACAGCACAUGGAAAAGAUAUUCUGUAUAUUUGGGUUUAUUUUAGUCUGAUCUGAGUGGAACAAAGCUCAGCUGACUGGAUAUUCCAUGUUGCAUAAUCCCAAACCCUGAGAAAAUAGUUUUUAUAUAUAGAGAGAAGCUCUGUAGACAUCCCUCCUAAAAUGGAAACAAUUUACACCAAUUAUUUCAGAGUAUUUUUGUAAAAUAAAUGAAUAAAUUCAAUUUCUUCAUCGCUCCAAUGAUUCAUCCCCUUUCCAGCUGUAUAUGCUUGUGCAGUAUGAAGCUUUCCUGCACUGCCAGCCAGGAAAGAAGAGAAAACCAUCCAGGAUUUUCUUUCCUUUCAAGAAAAUUCCUCCAGUUCUCCCACAUCGGAUGUUUCCCGGAUUCUCUUCAUUGUGCCCAGUCAUCUCGGAGGGACAUUGGGGGCAUCAGCUUCAACUCACCUCCUCCUCUCCCGAUGACAAAGAGAUCAAAUCAGCCACUCAGCAGAGAAAUCUUCAUUUUUA
Molecule: messenger RNA, 7352 nt
Organism: Platichthys flesus (European flounder)
Lineage: Eukaryota; Metazoa; Chordata; Actinopteri; Pleuronectiformes; Pleuronectidae
Product: AP2-associated protein kinase 1-like
Exons: 20
Coding region: 925-4164 (1079 amino acids)
Biological process (GO): protein phosphorylation
Molecular function (GO): ATP binding; protein kinase activity
Source: RefSeq, a predicted model, not a curated record